AUGUCCGGUGGCGGUGCGUUGAUCGUCUUACCGGCGAUCGCCGGACUGUUCUUCGCCUUUUGGCUCUUCACGAAGAAACUAAAGCCGAUCUCGCUCGGGAGUGAGAUUGGACGGUCCGCGAGCGAUUACUCGCAGUCGACGUCGCGAAAUGGCUCGGCGAGCUCGCUGAGCGCGAUGGAACACACCGGAGAGGACUCAUUGAUGCGCGGAAUGGAGUCUGGGGACCGAGCGGCGAUGGAGGAGACGCUGGCGAAGGUUCGAAGGAUUCAUCACGACGUCCGAGACGGCGCGCGCGCGUUCCUGAACGCCGAGUAUCGCAUGUGCGUGGCCUUCUUAGCGGCGUUCGGCGUCGCGAUCGCGGUGUUGACUUCAAAUGGCCGAUUGGGAUUCGACGCGAAGAGCGGGUUCGCAACGGCGGCGGCAUUCGCGGUCGGUGGAGUCACGAGCAUGGCGAGCGGGUACGUCGGGAUGAUGGUGGCGACGUACACAAACGCGCGGUGCGCGAUGAUGGCGACGCUGAAACCGGAGCAUUUGGCGUGGAAGGAGAGUUUCAAUGCCGCGUUCAGAGGUGGUGGCGUCAUGGGCUUCGCACUCAGUGGACUCGGGCUACUCAUGAUGUACUUCUUGAUGCUCGUGUACAGUGCGUUCUUUUCGUUUGAAACACACGCGAUGGAGUUGUUCGAAUGCAUCGCCGGUUUCGGGCUCGGCGGGAGCGCGAUCGCGAUGUUCGGUCGCGUCGGUGGUGGCAUUUAUACUAAAGCGGCCGAUGUCGGUGCGGAUUUGGCCGGUAAGGUUGUUGCGGGCAUCCCGGAAGACGAUCCACGCAACCCGGCAACGAUUGCGGACAAUGUCGGCGACAACGUCGGCGAUGUCGCAGGAAUGGGAAGCGAUCUCUUCGGCUCGUUCGCCGAGGCCACGUGCGCAGCGCUCGUCAUCGGCGCCCAAUCCGCUGACCUCGUCGCCGCGGGUUGGGACUCAAUCAUCUUCCCUCUUUAUAUCUCUGCCGUGGGCAUCCUCGUGUGCAUUGGCGUUUCCUUCGUCGCCACGGACAUCUCUCCGGUGCGCAACGAAAUCAGCAUCGAGCGCGUGUUGAAGACGCAGCUCACCUUGAGCACCAUCGCGAUGACGAUCUGCAUCUACCCUAUCUGCUACGUGUUCAUGCCGCAGGACUUGUACCUCGGCUCCUCCUCUUUCAGCACCGCGUGCCUCGGCACCACGAGCAGUCGGUGCAUCUCCAACGGUCCGCGCUCAGCGUUCGCGUGCAUCGCCGCCGGUUUGUGGGGUGGCUUGAUCAUCGGCUUCGUCACCGAGUACUACACUUCACACUCGUACGCUCCAGUCCGUGAGGUCGCUCGAUCGACCGAAACGGGCGCGGCGACGAACAUCAUUUAUGGUCUCGCCCUCGGAUACAAGUCGACAAUCGUUCCCGUCACGGUUCUUGCAUUCGGUGUCUGGCUUUCAUUUUCCUUGAUGGACAUGUACGGUGUUGCCUUGUGUGCACUUGGUAUGCUCGGCACACUUUCUACGUGCCUCGCCAUCGACGUCUACGGCCCGAUUUGCGAUAACGCCGGCGGGAUUGCCGAAAUGGCUGGCAUGCCGGAUGACGUCCGCGACAAGACGGAUGCGUUGGAUGCCGCUGGAAACACGACGGCCGCGAUCGGUAAGGGCUUCGCGAUCGGCUCCGCCGCUCUCGUCUCUCUCGCCCUCACCGCUGCAUUCGUUACUCGCACCGGUGCGCUCGAGAACGGCGUGAACUUGCUCAACCCGUCGGUGUUUGCCUUCCUGUUGAUUGGCAGCAUGCUUCCGUACUGGUUCUCGGCAAUGACAAUGAAGUCCGUCGGCGUCGCUGCGAUGGAGAUGGUGAAGGAGGUCAAACGUCAGUUCGAUACUAUCCCGGGCCUUCUCGAAGGUACGCCAGGACACGCGCCGCCCGACCACGCUCGAUGCAUCAAGAUCAGCACCGACGCGAGUCUUCGCGAGAUGGUGCCACCGGCAACACUCGUCAUCAUGGCGCCUAUCAUCACUGGCACCUUCUUCGGCGUCAAGGCCGUGACUGGUCUCCUCGCCGGAGGUCUCGCUUCGGGUGUUCAGCUGGCCAUUUCUGCGAGCAACACCGGCGGUGCUUGGGACAACGCGAAGAAGUACGUUGAGAAGGGCGGAUUGUAUAUCGACGUUCCCAAGCGCGAGCGCGCGCACUCUGAUCCUGUUGAAGGACCGUACACGGGCGCCAUCGUCCGAAACGUGGACGGAUCACCCCAACUCAUAAGUGUGCGUCAGCGCAAGGGUAGCGAUUGCCACAAGGCGGCCGUGGUCGGCGACACCGUCGGCGAUCCGCUCAAGGAUACCAGUGGCCCUGCGGUCAACAUCCUCAUGAAGCUCACGGCGAUCAUCUCCCUUGUCUUCGCCGACUUCUUCAUGUCCAUUAACGACGGCCGGGGUCUGUUCCUCGUCGGAAACUAA
Molecule: messenger RNA, 2460 nt
Organism: Ostreococcus tauri
Lineage: Eukaryota; Viridiplantae; Chlorophyta; Mamiellophyceae; Mamiellales; Bathycoccaceae
Product: Pyrophosphate-energised proton pump
Exons: 1
Coding region: 1-2460 (819 amino acids)
Biological process (GO): proton transmembrane transport
Cellular component (GO): membrane
Molecular function (GO): diphosphate hydrolysis-driven proton transmembrane transporter activity; inorganic diphosphate phosphatase activity
Source: RefSeq, a predicted model, not a curated record